Messenger RNA from Populus trichocarpa (black cottonwood), 990 nucleotides. RefSeq lists its product as uncharacterized. The coding region runs from base 187 to 693 and encodes 168 amino acids. The transcript has 4 exons. The record is from RefSeq and is a predicted model, not a curated record. NCBI's taxonomy places the organism in Eukaryota, Viridiplantae, Streptophyta, Magnoliopsida, Malpighiales, Salicaceae.
GAAAGAAAGAAAAAGGGAGCAGCUGUGCUAAGCCCAUCAUAUCAUAAUACCCAAGAAAGCAAAAGCAAAGACACACACACACACAACACAGAGAAAGAGAGAGAGAGACAGAGAGACAGAGAAAGAGAAGGAUUCAAGAGAGAAGAAGGGUUUUUUUCUUUCUGGGAAGCUUGAAUUAAUUAGUUGAUGCAGAAAAUGGAGCAGCAGCCUCAGCAACAGAACCAGCUAACGGUGCAAAACUCAGGCAGCCUUAGCUUUAGCAGCCAAAUGUCUAAAGAAGAUGAAGAGAUGUCAAGGUCUGCUCUCUCUACUUUUAGAGCCAAAGAAGAAGAGAUCGAAAAGAAGAAAAUGGAGGUCAGAGAGAAGGUUCAAGCUCAGUUGGGCCGUGUUGAGGAGGAGACCAAGCGCUUAGCCAUGAUUCGUGAGGAGCUUGAAGCGCUUGCAGAUCCCAUGAGGAAGGAAGUUGCUGUUGUCCGCAAGAAGAUUGAUACAGUGAACAAAGAAUUGAAGCCAUUAGGACAUACUGUGCAGAAGAAGGAGAAAGAAUACAAGGAUGCCCUUGAGGCCUUCAAUGAUAAGAACAAGGAGAAAGUACAGCUCAUAACCAAAUUAAUGGAGCUCGUGAGUGAAAGCGAGAGGUUGAGGCUGAAAAAGCUGGAGGAGCUGAGUAAGAACAUAGACUCCAUGCACUGAUUAUAGAGCAGCAGCCUUAGUGGUGAUAACUGAUUAGGUUUGUGUGAUGUAUUUAAGGUAACUUUUUAUAAUUAUAUAUUGGUGUUCUUUCUGGCUUGGUGAAUUCUCCUUUGUUUGUUUUAAUUAGAAAAUAUUUGAUGAAGUUUUAGCUGAUUUAGGAGACGAAAUACCUUAUAAGCAGGUUUGUAACUAAAUGUAUCUUGCCUCUGCAUUUUGCUUUCUUUCUUUCUUUUUCCGUGUAUGUUCAACUUUGUAAUGCUGUGUCUUUUAGUUUUACUUUGAGUUUGUUCUGAAGAA